This is a messenger RNA of Nicotiana attenuata, 1320 nucleotides long. RefSeq lists its product as uncharacterized. The coding region runs from base 85 to 954 and encodes 289 amino acids. Lineage: Eukaryota; Viridiplantae; Streptophyta; Magnoliopsida; Solanales; Solanaceae. The transcript has 2 exons. The record is from RefSeq and is a predicted model, not a curated record.
ACAUUUACUUACUUACUUUCUAUUUGCAGUCUCUUGGUUCGUACUUAAUUCCUUUCGUUUCCAUAAUUUAUAUUUACUUACAAAAUGUGGCUGAACAGCAGUUCUUUAUACAAUAAUGAGAGAGUUCUUCUUGAAGAAGACGCAUUAUCAUUACGCGAUCUGCCCGAAAAUGAAGAGAACCAAACAAAGAAAGAAUCUCCGCGAGGAAGCUUAACACAAGAAGAGUUUGAUUUCUGCUCCUGCGUUGGUUCUUUGUUGAAAGAUUCAGAAAUAUGCAGCGCAGAUGAAGUUUUUUUCCAAGGCCAAAUGUUGCCUCUACAUUGUUUGCCAAGCGAUAGGCAUAACAAUAAUGUUUUCAAGGGCGGAGCUACAUAUACUGAACGAGGUUUAAUUGAAUCCUCGUCCUCAACAAGUUUUUCUCAGCAAAUAAGCGCACUUGGAAUUCGAAACCAGUUUCGUUCUCAACCAAGCCCGACAACCCAGGUUCAAUUUUCAAAGAUCAUACACAGAAACAUCAGUAGACCUAACCCAAAGCCGAAAAUGUGGAGUCAUUUUCGUGUUGGGUUGGUGAAAACACCAGAAAUUGCAUUACAAGAUCUUAAAAUUCGAUGCAACAAGGAUUUCAUAAGUCAAAAUAGCACGAGUAGUAGAAGUAGCAAUAGCAGUUCGAGCAAUGACAAUAGAAGGAGGAUUAUAUUAAGCAAGAAAAAGAAGCAGAGGAAAAGAGUAUUUCCUGGAAGCUGCAAAUCAGUUGAAAUAGUUCCUAAUUCUAAAGUUGUUACAAUAAACAGAGCCAGCACAAAUAUGAAUUUGAAAGAGGAAAUGAAUGACCAUAAUUAUAAGGAUGUUACAGAGAUGACGGAGAACAAAAAAAAGAAACAAAUCGGGACACGUCAUCGAACGUUUGAAUGGUUAAAGCUACUUUCACUUGAAAGUCCAGCAGCUGAAACAUAGAGAUUCUAAACAUCAGUAUCACGUAUGAUUGAGAAGGGGAGCCGUAAAUACAGUGUUCUGCAAAAAUACAGAGUGAGAUUGCGUAGAAUAAACACUUGCAGUCCGAUUCUUUCUUGGACACUGCGCAUAGCGAGAGCAAAUUAGUGCAUCGAGCAGUUUUUUUUUUUUUAUUUUUUUUAUUUUUAUUUUUAUCACGCAUGCUUGAACUUUUGGUUCACUUUACUGUUCUUUUUCUGGAUGUACGUAUGUAGACCUUUUGUUACGUGUUAUGAUAUGUUUUUGACUUUUAUUCCUGUUUAAUCGGUGAAUUGACUGAAUGCACGUUUUGAAGAGGCAAUAGUAAUCUACAGCUGGGGUGUUUAUGUG